This is a messenger RNA of Fundulus heteroclitus (mummichog), 2746 nucleotides long. It is a transcript of the gene tfdp1a, whose product is annotated as transcription factor Dp-1, a. The coding region runs from base 277 to 1509 and encodes 410 amino acids. The transcript is spliced from 13 exons. The record is from RefSeq and is a predicted model, not a curated record. Gene Ontology annotation, biological process: regulation of cell cycle; regulation of transcription by RNA polymerase II. Gene Ontology annotation, cellular component: nucleus; transcription regulator complex. Lineage: Eukaryota; Metazoa; Chordata; Actinopteri; Cyprinodontiformes; Fundulidae. Gene Ontology annotation, molecular function: RNA polymerase II transcription regulatory region sequence-specific DNA binding; DNA-binding transcription factor activity, RNA polymerase II-specific.
CGCGCAGACCAAUCAGAGCGCGCCGAGGAGAGACACCGCCAAGAUCAGAUUGUGAGAGGCGCUGCUGCGAGCUGGGCUAGUAGUAACGCAGAGCAUUCGCUAACUUGGGAAGUGCACCGAUGGGAUUUAGACCUCCUCUUCCUCCAUUCUCAAAAAGCCCAACAACAAGCCGUCGAAGAGACAAGAGAGUGCACUCGGGGUCUGAAUACUGAGUGACAUAAAAUAUAUAUUUUUUUAUUAAUCCUGACACAGAGCUCCUUUCGGUCCUGUGGGAUCAUGGCUAAAGAUGCUGGUCUGAUUGAAACGAACGGAGAGCUGAAAGUUUUCAUCGAUCAGAAUCUGAGCCCAAGCAAAGGUGUCCUGUCCUUGGUCACGGUCCAGCCUACAGCUGCUCCCAAACAGCUUUUACCCAAAACCCUCGGGCCAUCUAACGUCAACGUUGCUGCACACAUGCAACAUGUGCCACACAUGGUGAUCGGAACGCCGCAGCGGCCGACGGUAUCGAACACCAUUUUGGUAAACAGCCCACACACGCCCAGCUCCCAGUUCCUCGCUCAGAGUCAGCCCGCCGAUGCCUCGCCCUGGUCGUCGGGAAAGCGGGGCAAGAAAGGGGAAAAGAACGGAAAGGGCCUGAGGCAUUUCUCCAUGAAAGUGUGCGAGAAGGUGCAGAAGAAAGGAGUCACCACCUACAACGAAGUGGCGGAUGAACUGGUGGCGGAGUUCAGCUCUGCGGACAACCACGUGUCCCCCAACGACUCGCACGUGUACGACCAGAAGAACAUCCGGCGGCGCGUUUACGACGCGCUCAACGUGCUCAUGGCCAUGAACAUAAUCUCCAAAGAGAAGAAGGAAAUCAAGUGGAUCGGCUUGCCCACCAACUCGGCGCAGGAGUGCCAGAACCUAGAGGUGGAGCGACAAAGACGACUGGAGAGAAUUAAGCAGAAACAGUCGCAGCUUCAGGAGCUCAUACUGCAGCAAAUAGCCUUUAAGAACCUCGUUAAGAGGAACAAAGAGACAGAGCAGCAAGCGAACAGACCCCCGCCUCCAAACUCCAUCAUCCACCUUCCGUUCAUCAUCGUCAACACCAGCAAGAAGACCGUCAUCGACUGCAGCAUCUCCAACGACAAGUUCGAGUAUUUGUUCAACUUUGACAGCAUGUUUGAGAUCCACGACGACAUCGAGGUGCUAAAACGGAUGGGCAUGGCCUGCGGUUUGGAGGUGGGGAAGUGUUCUCCCGAGAAUCUGAAAAUCGCACGGAGCCUGGUGCCAAAAGCCCUGGAACCCUACGUUAUAGAGAUGGCAAAGGGCCCCAUCAGUAACGUCUACAUCACCGGAGGCUCUGCGGCCAACGGCGCCCGUUACACUGCAAGUGACGGCUGCACCGACGGCACCAUGGCGUCCAGCUCCAACGACUCUCACUACAGCGGGUCUCGCGUCGAGACCCCGGUUUCUUACAUGGGCGACGACGACGAUGAGGAUGAGUACGAGGAGAACGACGACGAAGACUAACCCCCUCCCCGAGCUCGCCACUCCAACGAGCACAGUCCUUCAAACCACGGUCACCAUGGGAACUGAAUCUCCCUUUUUGUGUGUGCUUCUUGAACCCCCCCACCCUCCACCCCCUCCCUGUCCUAUGCCUGUGUUUCUGUCUGGCUUUCUCAGGGCUGUAGAUGAAUUCUGAAGAAGCAGAGGCGGCGUUUGCAUCCGUAUCGCUCUGCGCCCGAAUCACGCGCGACCGCACCACAGCUCUGGGGAGGUGCGAUCCAAGGGAACUGUAGUUUUUUUUAUUUUUUUUUUAUUGUUUUUUUUUUUUUUUUGUUUGACUCGGCCACCUUAAGUCUUCGUACGUCUAAUCCUCUUUUUCAAUAAGCCAUCCCAAUACAAAAACACACUGCUGUUGGAGAAUGUAAAAUGUACCUGUUGAAAUAGUUACUCCUUAUUAUUUUUUUGCUAUUAACCUUUAGCAGACAGACAUUAUGAUCAAAAUGUUCCUAAGAUGUCUGCGUUAACAUGUUAACAUGUGUUAGUACGCCAGCGCGGGUCUGGAGCGGCGUCCCAGGUCGGGACUCCGUCCGACCCGUCAGUACGGUGUAUUUUUUAUUUUAUUUUUUUGUUUGUUUUUGGUUUUGUUUUGUGUUCUUCGCAAUGAUUUGAACUAGUUUCCCGUUGAGUUGGGUUGCCUUUCCUCCUGUUCAGUAGGCAGCUGCUUUCCGAUCCUGUUUGCUAGUUUUCGUUUUGUAUCUGUUUUUGUAUUCUGGAGUUGAGGAACUUUUCACCAAUGCCCUGUUGACGCCUCGGUAGUGUUUACAAACAUGGCAGCAGCGAGGUAACGACGCAUAACCCAGGCUCCUGAUAGGUAAAUAAGCUUCGUUUGUUAAUUAAGUAUAUAAAUCCUACGGAGGUUGUAGCUUAUAGUAUCCUUUUAGAGGCCAGUGGUUAAGAUAGACCUUUCAAAAAUGAUUAAUGUAACACGAUGUGUGGUUGUAUAGAUCUUUGCGUAUUCCCUUCAAAGAUCUCCCUUUUAAAACUGAGCAACACGUGUACUGACUCUUCCAAAUACCUUUUUCUGUAAUCUAAUAUAAGUUUGCAAAUUAAAAUAUAGAUUGUUUUAAUAAGUCUGCAUCAACCGUCUUUGUUGGAAGCGGAGACGCUGAGGUUGAGUUGCUGGAUCCUGCAUCCCGGUUUCACAUCUUAAAGGACUAAGCGACGUUUCUGAAUAAAUUUUCAACAAGUUGCACAAUUUUAA